Messenger RNA from Homo sapiens (human), 3705 nucleotides. RefSeq names its product growth differentiation factor 9 (gene GDF9). Lineage: Eukaryota; Metazoa; Chordata; Mammalia; Primates; Hominidae. Gene Ontology annotation, biological process: female gamete generation. The transcript has 2 exons. Bases 1937 to 3301 code for a protein of 454 amino acids. Gene Ontology annotation, cellular component: extracellular region; cytoplasm. Gene Ontology annotation, molecular function: growth factor activity. The record is from RefSeq and is marked reviewed.
GGAGCCUAGCGGAGGACGUCGGGGAUUGAACUGACUUUGGGGGACAGUGGACAGGCGGAGGCGCUCACACUUCUCCUCAGCCCUCGGCUUUUCUGUGGAAUCCCAGUCAGGAAGCGGCCGAAUGCGGGAGGCGGGGGAGGGAACAAAAAGGUGACGAGGAAGGGGCCUGCCGACCUCCGGGGCAGCGCUGGCCAGGAGCUUGGGGCCUGCGAGUCUUCCCAGCUGUAGACAGAGCGCCUCUGAGCCCCGAGGCCGGGCCGCCCCACAGCAGAGGAGCACGAGGUUUCAUUUGGCCUUGGCCAGUAGCUCAAAGGGGGCUUCGUUAUUUUCAGGCCAUGAGCGACCCCAGCACCAAAAUCAGGGACACACAUCGAAGGCUUCUCUUGGACUCUGUUUUAGAGUCCCCUGGCAGGCUGUUAACGUUCCCAAGAGAUAAUACAAACGUUUCGUCAGUUUCAGCCACAAAAAUAAUCAAAUAAUCGUCAAUUGAUGAAUGCUGAGGCCGCCUCGACAGCAGCCAGCGUCCUCCCCAGAUGGUUUGCGUGGGGUGGGGGGAAUCACGAUGCCCCAGUUCUUUCUUCUCCCCACGUGAGAAGCAAGGAAAGUCGGGUGAGAGGCCUUAUUAUGUUUUCCCUGAAGUGCAUUCUGCUUGACGAUGCUGUUGUCAAUGUACAGCUCGCCCUGAGGUGUCUUGUCAGUGUUUUGUUAAUGGAAUUGCUGGCCAUAUUUUAUCUAGGACUAAGCUCUCAUUCAACAGUUGGCUGUGUUUUAUAACACUACUUACGGACCACGGAGGCUCGGCAGGCAGUCAACUUGUAUUUUGCAGACAUACCUUAGUUUUCUCAUGUAGGUACUGCACAAACUGGCUUCGUAUCUUGCACUAUGAGUGUAGGCUGACUCUUCCAGCAUAGUCUCCUUCGGGGUGGCGCUGAAUAUCCCCUCAUUUCAGCUUUUCAUGGUGCUCCUUUGCCUCAUUUUUUUAAACCAUAAUGUCUAGCCUGGUCUCAGCUCCAAGGCAAGAACAGAAAUACAGGUAAGGACAGAAAUAUUGUGGCAAAUUCUACCACCAUUUGGAUGAAUAAUAAUAAAACGUUCAUUUAUUUUAUAGCAUCUGCAAACAUCCCAAAACCUUUCAACCAAAAUAUGUAUAGAUGAGUGUGCAGACCAAAGUAAGGACAUCAGUAUGUUACAUUUAAAAAUAAGUCAAGGUUAAAGGCGGUGUCCUCUUUUAAGAACAUCGCAAAUACAAUUCCAGUACUCCAAGUACGUAUUCUGUACCCAGCCACCUGGGAGGACUGAGAGACCUAAUGGUUUUCUGCUUUCUGGAACUUCUAUGCCAAUUGUGACUUUCUCACCCAAAUUUGUAAAUUCGCAAAUUAACAUGCAGCGAAUAAUUACAAUUGUAAACACCUGGAAGUGGAAAAGGCCGUGAGGAUAAAUUGAGAGGAAGAGUAAACCUAAUACCAUAAGUUGCAUACCAGCAGAUCUGAGUAUCGUCAUGAAUAAUUGGUUAGCUUUUCCACAUGCCUUAGAAGUUUCAGCAAGCACCUAGCGAACAUCUUAAUCCAAAUUUCUCAAAAAAUGAGAGAUUUUAUUUAAGAUCAUUCCUCAAUUUAUCUUAGACUUUCAGCUACAUAGUUAGUCCGGUAGUGUAACAGUAACGGGUUUUACGUAAAUGCCAGGGGAAAAGAGAGGAAAGCUAAAUAACCAAGUAAAUCUGUAUCUAAUUAACAAAUUGGCUAAAUAAGGUGUUAUCAGCUGCUUGAUAUAGAGCUGAUAAAAUCUUCAGCUAGGCAUACUUGAGGCCUGAUUACAGAAGUGACCGUAGUCCACCCACACACCUGAAAUUUAUUUAAGAGACCAAGCUAGGCUCUUCCUGGCCUUUAGGAAGAGGACUGGCAUGGAGAAAUAUGUUCCUCACUAGUUCUCCCAAGCCAUGGCACGUCCCAACAAAUUCCUCCUUUGGUUUUGCUGCUUUGCCUGGCUGUGUUUUCCUAUUAGCCUUGGUUCUCAGGCUUCUGGGGGAGAAGCUCAGAUUGCUGCUAGUGCUGAGUUGGAAUCUGGGGCUAUGCCUUGGUCCUUGCUGCAGCAUAUAGAUGAGAGAGACAGAGCUGGCCUCCUUCCCGCGCUUUUCAAAGUUCUAUCUGUUGGGCGAGGUGGGUCACCUAGGCUGCAGCCAGACUCCAGAGCUUUGCACUACAUGAAGAAGCUCUAUAAGACAUAUGCUACCAAGGAAGGGAUUCCUAAAUCCAAUAGAAGUCACCUCUACAACACUGUUCGGCUCUUCACCCCCUGUACCCGGCACAAGCAGGCUCCUGGAGACCAGGUAACAGGAAUCCUUCCAUCAGUGGAACUGCUAUUUAACCUGGAUCGCAUUACUACCGUUGAACACUUACUCAAGUCAGUCUUGCUGUACAAUAUCAACAACUCAGUUUCUUUUUCCUCUGCUGUCAAAUGUGUGUGCAAUCUAAUGAUAAAGGAGCCAAAGUCUUCUAGCAGGACUCUCGGCAGAGCUCCAUACUCAUUUACCUUUAACUCACAGUUUGAAUUUGGAAAGAAACACAAAUGGAUUCAGAUUGAUGUGACCAGCCUCCUUCAACCUUUAGUGGCCUCCAACAAGAGAAGUAUUCACAUGUCUAUAAAUUUUACUUGCAUGAAAGACCAGCUGGAGCAUCCUUCAGCACAGAAUGGUUUGUUUAACAUGACUCUGGUGUCCCCCUCACUGAUCUUAUAUUUGAAUGACACAAGUGCUCAGGCUUAUCACAGCUGGUAUUCCCUUCACUAUAAAAGGAGGCCUUCCCAGGGUCCUGACCAGGAGAGAAGUCUGUCUGCCUAUCCUGUGGGAGAAGAGGCUGCUGAGGAUGGGAGAUCUUCCCAUCACCGUCACCGCAGAGGUCAGGAAACUGUCAGUUCUGAAUUGAAGAAGCCCUUGGGCCCAGCUUCCUUCAAUCUGAGUGAAUACUUCAGACAAUUUCUUCUUCCCCAAAAUGAGUGUGAGCUCCAUGACUUUAGACUUAGCUUUAGUCAGCUGAAGUGGGACAACUGGAUUGUGGCUCCGCACAGGUACAACCCUCGAUACUGUAAAGGGGACUGUCCAAGGGCAGUUGGACAUCGGUAUGGCUCUCCAGUUCACACCAUGGUACAGAACAUCAUCUAUGAGAAGCUGGACUCCUCAGUGCCAAGACCGUCAUGUGUACCUGCCAAAUACAGCCCCUUGAGUGUUUUGACCAUUGAGCCCGAUGGCUCAAUUGCCUAUAAAGAGUACGAAGAUAUGAUAGCUACAAAGUGCACCUGUCGUUAACAAAUGGUCCUCUUAAAACCUUGAGCCUAUUUGGCAAAGUAACUACUGUGUGCCUAUGUGUGCCUUCAAGAGAAAGCUUCAUAUAUUAAGUCUCUAAAUGUAGCAUAUGUUAUAUAAAGAGGAGCCUGUGUAGGUUAGUACCUUCUAUGGCAUCUAUCAGGAUAAAGGGAUAACAUCAAUUGUUGCUACAGAGCCUUUUUUUAUUUCCAAAUUUAAAUGAAAUAUAAUUAUUGUGGAGAACUUUACAUUUUUUUCCUUGAGUGAUUUUUUUUCUUUUCAUAGGAGUCUUAUUCUUGAUAGGGAAAAAACCUUAAUUAGCAUCAAUCCUGGAUGGACUUGCAGCUAUAAAUAGGCAAUUCAGAUUGCUGUAGUCUUAAUAGAAGAAUAAAUUUCUGUCAAUGGCA